Leptosomus discolor (cuckoo roller) is the source of this 1072-nucleotide messenger RNA. Lineage: Eukaryota; Metazoa; Chordata; Aves; Leptosomiformes; Leptosomidae. The record is from RefSeq and is a predicted model, not a curated record.
AUUAUACUUUCUUUUAUUUCAGUGUGUGCAGAAGCUUACAAUCCUGAUGAAGAAGAGGACGACGCAGAAUCCAGGAUUAUUCACCCUAAAACAGAUGAUCAAAGAAACAGACUACAGGAGGCAUGCAAGGACAUUCUUCUUUUUAAGAACCUAGAUCCGGAACAGAUGUCUCAGGUGUUAGAUGCGAUGUUUGAAAAGCUGGUUGAAGGAGGAGAACAUGUCAUUGAUCAAGGGGAUGAUGGUGACAACUUCUACGUCAUUGAUAGAGGUACAUAUGAUAUUUAUGUAAAAUGCGAUGGUGUUGGGAGGUGUGUUGGAACCUAUGAUAACCGAGGAAGUUUUGGUGAGUUGGCCUUAAUGUACAAUACACCCAGAGCAGCUACAAUUAUAGCUACCUCUCCUGGUGCCAUCUGGGGUUUGGACAGGGUAACGUUCCGAAGAAUCAUUGUGAAAAAUAAUGCCAAAAAGAGAAGAAUGUAUGAAAAUUUUAUUGAGUCAUUGCCAUUCCUUAAAUCUUUAGAAGUAUCUGAGCGUUUAAAAGUGGUUGAUGUGAUUGGCACCAAAGUGUAUAAAGACGGAGAACAAAUCAUUGCUCAGGGUGACUCGGCUGAUUCUUUCUUCAUUGUGGAAUCUGGAGAAGUAAGGAUUAUAAUGACAAGGAAGGGUAAACAAGAUGUAGAAGAGAAUGGAGCAGUCGAAAUAGCUCGAUGCUCAAGAGGACAAUAUUUUGGAGAACUUGCUCUUGUAACUAACAAACCGCGAGCCGCCUCUGCAUUUGCUCUUGGCACUGUCAAAUGUUUAGUUAUGGAUGUGCAAGCAUUUGAAAGGCUUUUGGGACCUUGUAUGGAAAUUCUGAAACGAAACAUUGCAAACUAUGAAGAGCAGCUAGUUGCUCUGUUUGGAACAAACAUGGACAUUGCUGAUCCCAGUGCGUGAACUAAACAUUGGAGCAACAAGAUCUGUUAUGAGAAUAUAGCACAGUAGUGGUUAGUCCACUGAGAAAUUGUCUCUCUUCCUAUAGAUGCCAAGCAUUUUCUGUGAUUUUAAGAGUGGGUUCAGGGGUAUUUUUUGG